AUGCCGAAACGUAAGAGGGAAGAUGAAGCUAGAGAUCAAGAUUCUCAAAUCGAAGAUCAAGCCCUCCGCAUCAAGGUCUCGCGAUUGAGGGCAAAACUCGACCAGGCCCUGAAGAGCUUGACUCCUGCCUUAAGACUUGCACGAGGUUUCGAACGGCAGAAGCUUGGUCGACGACAGAAAGCGGCCAAUGAUGACCCCCACACCUUACUACGGCUUCGCGAGGAAGUAAUCGUCCUAAAGCAACUGCAACUUGGUGAGACAGGAAAGAAUCAUCUCAUAAAGCAUCUCAGCCGGACGAAACGGAUACGAGAAAGCCCAGCAUUUAUUCAUAUUUAUGGGGAAAAUCCUUCCGUGGCCCCAGCUCAAUCUGGAGCGGAAGCUAAUGUUUUGGGUCGAUUGUUCAACUCUGCUCCUGUGAAACAGGCACUUGACGCGAUCAUGAAGAGCGUAUUCGGUGUUCUUGGAAUUCCUCGGAUUCAUAACACAAAUGGGGACCAGAAAACGAAAGAAAAGGGGAGAGGAAAGGAGCAGAUCGCCCUUGCUCCGGAAGACGACGAAUUCAAUGGCUUCUCAAGUUCUGCUUCCCACGGAGAAGUGCAACUCGACCGGAAGCCUCCACGGCUAGCCACAGAUGGAAGCGAGGAAAUCGAUCUCACUUUCGACCAUCGGCUUGCUCCCUCUGCUGAAGAUGGUGGUAAUAGCGAAGGUCUCUCUGAGGAUCAAAAUUACGAACAACGCGAUGUUUCCAUUUCCUCAACCAACUACGAAGAAGAUGUCAGCCUCUCAAACGAGAGGACCCAUGCAAAGCCGCGAGAUAUCACUACCACAUCCAAAACGGCAUUCUUGCCCUCAUUGAGCAUGGGUGGCUACUAUUCUGGAUCGGAAUCUGGUGGGGAUGAUGAAGUCGGCCGGCGGAGCCCUCCAUUGCCGGAAGGUCGAAAAAAUCGCCGAGGUCAAAGAGCUCGUCAGCAGCUAGCCGAGAAAAGAUUUGGCCAAAGAGCGAAGCAUCUCCAAAAACAAAAAACAGUCAAUCUGAGAAAUUCUGGUUGGGAUGCAAAGCGAGGUGCUGUGAGUCCUCCAGACAGUAUGGGCCAACGCACCAGACAAAAUCGACCAUCUCAGAGAAUCUCACGUGGUAAAAUUGCUGAAAAGGAUCAGGCAAAGCAGUAUCAACCAAAGUCCCGGGACGACCAAGGGUCAAUUCACCCUUCAUGGGAAGCAGCCAAGAAGAGGAAGAUGCAAGAUCAAGGUCAGAUUCAAUUUGCAGGAAAGAGAAUUACAUUCGAUUAA
Messenger RNA from Exophiala aquamarina CBS 119918, 1290 nucleotides. RefSeq lists its product as uncharacterized. The transcript has a single exon. The record is from RefSeq and is a predicted model, not a curated record. Gene Ontology annotation, biological process: maturation of SSU-rRNA. NCBI's taxonomy places the organism in Eukaryota, Fungi, Ascomycota, Eurotiomycetes, Chaetothyriales, Herpotrichiellaceae. Gene Ontology annotation, cellular component: nucleus; 90S preribosome. Bases 1 to 1290 code for a protein of 429 amino acids.